AUCGUCUGAUGAAUCGAAGAAAAUAGCAAUGAAAAUGCAAAAAAAAAGCUUAGCCGACAAGAUAAAUGCGCUAAUAACAAGCAAGCCGGUGCAUUUUGACUCGGACGAAGAACCGGAGGAGACAAAGGCAAAAGUAGUAGAAUAUCACGAUGACGACGAUAUUUCGGACAAUGAAUUCCGGCAAUCGAAAAUUCGCAGGCAAAACAUCGACACACUGGAUAAGGUGGACAAGAGGUAUGCUGGUAAAAAGAUCUCCAGAAAAGAUAUGUACAGUGAAGAUGAUGAAGAUGAUGAAGAAGAGGAUGAAGAAGACGAAGAGGAUAUAAGCAAAGACAUGGAAAGUAAAGGUUCUGAAGAAGCCAUGGAGAAAGAGGAGAUGGAUGGUACAUUGGAAGAAAGCAGCGAUGAAUCACAGGACAAAGGAACAGAUUCUCAGGAAGGAUCUGAAGGUGCUGAAAGUGAGGAGUCUGAGGAAGAUUACGAUGUGGAUUUAAACAAUCCUCUUUAUAAAAAGAGAGAUUCUACCAUUAAGACCAUGUCUGAAACAAAUGCCAGGGUAGAGAUGGAGAAGGGAAACUGUGUUAGGAAUCAAUUAAGGCUCUGGGAAAAUUUAUUGGAGGUGCGGAUAAAGUUACAGAAAUGUGUUGUAGUCAGCAAUCAAAUGCCACAGUACGACACGCACAAGGAACUCAGAUCAGACGCGAGCUUUGCGAAAGAGAUCGACGAAACUAAGAACAAAUUGACGUUGCUCUUGGAUAAUAUGUUGCGACUGAAGGAACUUUUGCUGAAGCAAUAUCCUGAAACAAACAAUCUACACACAAAUUCUAAGAAGAGAAAAGCUGGCGAAGAUGAGGACGACAAGGAUGGAAGAGUCGACGACCCAAUGGACGAAGAGAUAUCUUCCGACACUGAGGACGAAGCAGAUAAUGGGGAGGGAUCGUCCGCUAACGAAGAAACAAAACCGGUCGAAGGACCGACGCCUAGGAAACGACUCAAGAAUAAAAAUUACGAGCAUGUCUUGCGCGAAGAUAACAGCUCCUACACGGAGUACAGGGACUCUGUUAUCAAAAAAUGGAACGAGAAGACGCGGAUCACCACGAUGAGUAAGAGUGCGGGUCAGACCACACUGAAGCAAGUGGGAUUCGCUAUGAGCGAUAUAGGUAAAUUGCGGAGUAGAACUCGGUUAAAACGUUCCGAAUACGGCAUCGUCGGGAAAUCGUUGCCGCUCGAUGACAACGACGGUAGGAGGAGGACUCAAGAAUACGAUCCGGAGAUUUACGACGACGACGAUUUCUACCAUCAACUGCUGCGGGAUCUGAUCGCGUACAAAUCGGCGGAUGUGACGGAUCCGAUACAGCUCAGCAAACAGUGGAUCCAGUUGCAAAACAUGCGCAACAAGAUGAAGAGGAGGAUCGACACUCACGCGACGAAGGGUCGAAGGGUGCGAUACAACGUUCACGAUAAGCUGGUGAAUUUCAUGACGCCCAUUGCAGUGUACGACACGUGGACGGAUUCUGCGAAAAACGAGCUGUACAAUUCGUUGUUCGGUAAAAUAAAGUCCUCGGCGGAGGAGCAGGCAAAUGAAUAAUUAUCAGCGUAUCCGUGAUCUAUGUAUAGUUUCCUUUUGUACAGUAUAAAACAUGAUGUUGUGCGUCUGAUAAAUUUUAGAAAGCAUACGAAACUCAAUGAGCUCUAAAUUCGAUAGAAAUAAUGAUAACAGAGUCAAGAAUUAUUUGACAGCGCGAAGUUUUUAAUUUUCAAAUGUAUUUAUAUAUAUAAAGUAAAAUUAAUUUUUAGUGUUAUGUGUGUAUACAGGGUGUUCGAUAAUUUUUUUAUUUAAACAUCCUGUAUUGUAUUAUAGUGCAAUUUAUAGUCGGUUGUAAUAGAAAUAAGGGAAAAAUUAAUUCAUUAUUUUCCCGCAAGCGUAGCGGGUCAUGCGUACUUUUGAUUCAGAUCCGUUAUUUGCAAGGUCAAAUUAGGGGUCUACGUAAUUAUUAGACAUGUUAUUUCUGCCUCAAUCAAUUUUCAGUUCCAAAGUUUCUGCUAUGAGCUGCCACUAGCUGCAUUCGGUUUUGCAAAUCGGAGACAUCAGUAUUGCUCCAAGAAAGUCAUUUCAUUAGCUAGAUAUCGUAAGAUAAUCUUACGAACAAUUCUUCAUUUCUCCGAUUUGAAAAACCGAAUACAGCUAUUGAAGUCAUAGUGCAAAAAUUGAAGUCAUAGUGCAAUUUAACAGGAUUCGCUGCUUCAAGAGGAAUUGAAGUAUUUCUCAAGUAGCAUGACUCAAUGGAUGAUCAACCGCACUUUUUUCAUAUAAUGAAACAGGCGAAAUUCCACAGAUUGUAACUUGGGCAAAAAUUAUGACAGCAAAAUGGCUCCGAAAGUAUUCUAAAGCUUGAAAUCUUUGCUUCUAAAGCAUAUUUAAUUCAUAAGAUUACUAUUGUUUAUUGUUAAGAUAUAUUGAGUUAAGUAGGAAAUGGCGAUUCUUCAAUUUUCAUCUUCAUCUUUCAAUUUUUUUCUUCACAAAGAUUUAUAUUUUACAAAAAUUUGACUAACACAUUUUAAGGAGGGGACUUGAACCUUUUUAUUCACUGUUCAGUGAAUGUCGUACACCGAUUUGUUCGCCUAUUUUGAACGAUUAAAGUCGAACUGUCAGUUUUGCUUCAACACUGAAUAACUCGGUGGAAAAAGAUCGGGCCGUAAUCAGCUGGUUAUUUACGCAAAUUAAAGGGGAAGGUACAUGUUUUCAAGUGGUGUCAAUACUAUUUCUUUUCAAGACUUUUCAAUUUAUAUUCAUGUAACACUGUAAAAAUUAAUUAAACUCUAUAUUUGUAAAUAUAUUUUAAAACUAAGAAUUUGGUAAAAUGCUUUUCGAUCUACCUCGUUAUCAUUAUUUUUUUUUCAAAGUUACGGUCCACUGCAUUUUUCGCGUAUUUUUCAUAACCGAGAAAAGUGAGAAGUUUGAAAACUAAUCAAUGCUCAUAGGAUGAGCUUAAUACAUAAGAUUACGUUGAAGCUCAAAUAGGAAAACUCAAAUAAGCAUUUCUUAUCGCACUUCCCAGCGAUAUAAUUAAUUACGCGAAUUCUGGACUUUACAUUGCGAUUUUCCAUCUCUAUAAAAAAAGACCGAAUUGUGCGAUAACGUGUAAAACUUUUAACCGCUGUCGAGAAAAAUCCAGAGUCGACGAUGCGCGCAAAAUCAUUAGUAAUGCUGAUCACGGCGUUUAUACGCACGCAACUACAAGUGGACCGUGAGGUCAUAAAUUGGUCGCGAUAAUGUGCACUCACAACGCUCGCUUCGUGCUAAUACUUGAUAAGUGUCGAGUGUUUGCAUUCACGAUCACGUGUCGCACUAUUGAGAUUUGGCAGAUGAAAACAAUGACAGUUUAUUAUUAUCGACAAAACGAACAUGUUUGAAACGCAAAAAAAUAUGACUAGUGCGAUAUGAAAUGCAAGCCAGAAAACCGAUUAGAGCCAAGCAAGCGAAGUGCGUACACACGAGGAGGCUCGAGAUAAUAAUAAUCUCAGGGUGGAGAUUUAUAGGGUGUAACGUGAAAAACAGGAUUUUUACAAAUUUGCAAUGUCUCGGGAUAAUAUUGUCGUCAAUCAUGAUAUAUUAUUUUGUUUAUUUUCGCGGGAAAACACGGUCCUCGCGUGUUAUUGCAAACUUGUAACAACAUCCGCGUGCCGUAUCUCGCCGAAGAUUACGAUUAACUGUGCCUUGUCGCUCGCGACUGUCACUCACCCCGUUUAAUUCCGCCACUUGAGCCUGUGACUCCGUUUCACGUUAUGUGGCAUGUAAACAUGGGCUUAUUAUGUGGUAACGCGAUGACGAAUUAAUUUCAGAUCAAGAUUGCUCCGAGAAAAGUGAAUCUUCAAUAAAUGCAUGUCUCACAAGACGUGACGUUCUCCCUUCAGAUUCGAUUAUAUCCCGACAAGGCAUCUCGUAAAUACACAGUACAGCUGUAUGCGUGAGUGAAUUCGAGUCACUAUUAUUUUAUGAAGUAUUUUUAUUUUAUAAACUAUUUCUUGUAAAUAUAUUAUACUAAGAGAGACUCUAUAAAAUAA
Molecule: messenger RNA, 4065 nt
Organism: Dinoponera quadriceps
Lineage: Eukaryota; Metazoa; Arthropoda; Insecta; Hymenoptera; Formicidae
Gene: Aatf
Product: protein AATF
Exons: 2
Coding region: 29-1588 (519 amino acids)
Biological process (GO): regulation of transcription by RNA polymerase II
Cellular component (GO): nucleus; nucleolus
Source: RefSeq, a predicted model, not a curated record